GCCAGAUUACAGCUAAGAAAAUCCCGCCGCUCACAGCGACCAAAUUUAAAUCCCCUCCCUACAUGGGGACAAUUAAAGAAAUUGACCAUAGAAGGGCAACGGCUUGUCCUUCAAGCAGGAAAGCCUUUAAACCCCGAAAACUUGUUUUUAGCUUUAUGUGCCUUGCUCACCGUUGCAUCGGGGACUGAGUCUUCCAGAUCCAAAGAAAAUAACUGACGGAGCUCCUAUAUUUCAACAAAAGACGGCUCUCUUGUGGUGGGGAGAUGGUGGAAUCGCUAACCCUGCUGUUGCAGCCGAAGAAUACCCUCAUCACCUUCAAAAUCAUAUUUGGAAGAUCCCAGCCGCUAUGCAACCUGUAACCUUGUACAAUGUUUCAUAUUCAGGGACUAGUCGAUCUGUAUCUACUACUUAUAAUUUUACUAGGUUUAAAAUGUAUAAUAUUACUGUUUGUGCACCUCUACCUUAUGUCUUUUUAGUGGGAACUUUUAAUUUUACACAUUUUUCUUGUACUUGUUUAAAUUGUCAAUUGUUUACAUGCUUAAAUAGCACACUAAAUUUCACUAAGCCUUAUACAGUUAUGCUGUUACAACAAAAAACUCAUAUUUGGUUGCCUGUAAAUUUAACUCGACCUUGGUCUCAAGACCCGGUAAUUUCUGUUACUACUGAAUUUUUUAAACAUCUGUUAAAACGUACAAAAAGAUUUAUUGGAAUAGUGGUUGCUGUACUGUUAAGUCUGAUAACUGUAGCCUCUCUAGCAGCAGUCUCAGGAGUAGCUUUACAUACCUCUUUGCAAGAAAAACAUGUUGUCGAAUUAUGGCAUGAGAAUUCUCAUGAACUUUGGUUAACUCAGUGGCAAAUAAACGCCAAACUACAACAACAAAUAGACCUCCUUAAACAAACAGUUGAAUGGAUGGGUAGAAAAAUAUUGGCUUUUCAGCAUCAAGUGUUUUUAAAAUGUGAUUGGAAUUCAACUACUUUCUGUAUAACCCAACGACCUUAUAAUCAGACAAAACAUAAAUGGGAAAUGAUUAGAAUGUAUUUAAAUGGAAACACCUCUGCCCAGGAGGAAAUAGAAUCUUUGCAUAAUCAAAUUGACAAGGAUUUUGCAAAGCAAAAUGAUGAUGAAUCUCUAGCACAAUUCGCGCAAUUGCUUGCUCAAUCUUUGAAAGGAUUAGAUUCCAAAGGAAUCUGGCAGAGCAUUACCCACACUUUUAGUGGCAUGGGACUUAGUUUAAUUAUAGUUCUCAUUGCCAUAGUUCUUGUGUAUUUUUACUGCAUAAGACGAAAUACUAUUAAUAACCUGAUCUUAUGGAAAUUGUUGUUAAAAAAUAAAAAGGAAGGAAGUGUGGGGGAUGAGGUGUCACUUUGUAGGCCCAACCCCCUCUAACCUGCAAUUUACAAUAGCCGCCCUGGUAUGCGAGAAGGAGGUAGAAUAGGAAUGCCUGUUCUUAGUGAGCCCUCACCCUCUGGAAUCCAUACUGUGAGCUGGCUUUGUUUUGCAGAAGUCUUGAGGAAGUGGCUGGCCACCCUUUGUGACACUAACAGCAGACAAAUUAACAACAUUCUUGAGCUAAUGAAUUUCUUCCUGGGCUAGAGAGGUUAUGAGAACUGGUUGUGAUUAUUUACUUCACUUAGAUAGUUUUAGAAUAAACAUUGUAGUCUGUCACGUUGUAGCUUGCCACAAAGAAUGCCUUUUCACUACUUAAUUAUCUGGGCUCUGUGAAUUGAUCGGGUUUACUAUAUAUGAAUCCUAAAAUAAAGAUUGUGCGUACAGUGCAGUGCAGUGCAGUGUAACGCGGUGCAGACAGCAAA
This is a messenger RNA of Cavia porcellus (domestic guinea pig), 1812 nucleotides long. Its product is annotated as endogenous retrovirus group K member 18 Env polyprotein-like. The record is from RefSeq and is a predicted model, not a curated record. Lineage: Eukaryota; Metazoa; Chordata; Mammalia; Rodentia; Caviidae. Gene Ontology annotation, molecular function: structural molecule activity. The coding region runs from base 347 to 1387 and encodes 346 amino acids. The transcript is spliced from 2 exons.